Molecule: messenger RNA, 564 nt
Organism: Saprolegnia parasitica CBS 223.65
Lineage: Eukaryota; Oomycota; Saprolegniomycetes; Saprolegniales; Saprolegniaceae
Exons: 1
Coding region: 14-523 (169 amino acids)
Source: RefSeq, a predicted model, not a curated record
UCUCUCUGGGACGAUGCCCGUGGGUCGCGUCAUGGCUGGGAACGCGUCGUACGUGGGUCCCAAGGAGGAGGACCCGCGCCACGAAGAUUACUCGGACGACGAAGAGCACCAGCCAAAGUCGGCGGCCCGCGAGUCCAAGUCGCGCAUUGGCAUUCGGUGUCUCGGCACAGCAGGCCCACGCGUGAGCGUCCGCGACCAGAUCGGCGAGCUCUUUGGCCGCUGCAACAAGCACGACGACGUGCUCCGAGACAUGGACGCGACGCAGCGCGCCGACAAGACGCAGAUCCUCGCCAUGAUCGAGCGUCUCGCCGAGCGCAUGGACGCCGAGGUUGCGCUUGUCCGCGCGGAGCACGAGAAGGCGCUCAAGGCAGCGCACGACGAGAUCGACCGCCUCAGCAAGUGCCUAAGCGUCCAGCGCGGCCAGGUCAUGACGCUCGAAGAGCAGUGCCAGUCUCUGCAUCGCAACGUCGUCCAAGUCGAAGAAGACGUCCAAGUCCUCGCCACCGAGGUCUUGGGAGAGUAACCAUAGUGUAUAUUGUUCGUACGUUGAUCCAUAUCAAUUGC